GUUUCUUGUGCUAGUAACAAUAAAUACAAAGAGGAUAGGGUGUCUUUUUUAAAAUAAAAAAGUGUUUGCGCUAUAUUCAUUAUCUCCGUUAUGAGUAGUAUCAAACAUAAGCUGGUCUUGGAUGUUUCAGCCACAGGAUACAUGCCUCCUAUCAAUAUUGGCCUACCGUUGACAUCUACAUCCGAAGAACGUUCUGAUCCAAAUGUUCAACGUGUAAACAUCAAGUCGGCCUCCAAGCAUGACGCGAAAUCUACAGUGUCACGUUCCAUUUUUGGUGUAAAAGAUCACAGUAUCAAACCCAAAACGCUUAUUCAUUACAUCUUUUCCAGACCUAAUGCCCGUUCAAAUGUUAAUCCUCAUGCAUCCGAUGCCCCGGGUGUAGGUGUAGAGCCUAGGGCGACUGAUGCCCGUUUACAACCUGUCAGUCCUCGUAGAACGGGCAUACGCGAACAAGUGGCUUCGACCACUGGUGCUGGCGUAAUCACCUUAGGCUCGUCUUUAUCCUCAAAUCGGCACAUGGAUGGAAUCAGUGUCUCAAUUUCCCAACCCCAUAUACGGAACAUGGCAAAUACUUUGCGUUCUUUUAGCUUUUCACCGGCACAUUUUAACACUGAGGCUCAUGAAAACUAUCAACAGCUGAGCAUUGAAGGAGUUCGCACCGGGGAGAAAAGUGUCAUUGAGAUCAGUGAAUCUCAUAAAAAGAAAGAUAGCAUUACUCAAAAUUUCAGUUCUUCUAACCAAGAAGAAGAACAGCGUCGUCGUUUUUGUAAAAUUAGAGGCGAAUGUAGAAAUCUCACUGAUCAGCUCCAAAAGAAAAAAAUGAAAAUUCAAAGAAUGUGCGCUAUCUUCGCACUAUGUAUCGAGGCAAGUGAGAGGAGGUCUCAGAUUGAGUGGGAUUACUGGGUAGAACGGGAUAAAUAUAGCCACUCUAUUCUUGAAAAAGUUCAUCAAACCAGUCAUCUUACUAGCUUGCAGCUAAAGGCAAACUACACAUCACAUGUAAAUGAACUCCAAAAAGAAGUGCAGCGUCUUAGGCGCGAAUUAGAAAGUUUUAAGUCAAUAAGAGAUGAAUUAAAAAUGCAGGAAGUGCAAAUCAGGGCUGAUAAAUCAGCUGAAAAUGAGAUAUUAAAACAAGAAAUAGAACAAAUGAAGUGUAAGAUGGAGGAGCAACGCGCUAGAUUUGCACACGAAAAGGAACAGCUUGGUGUCGAGAUUGUGGAGUCACAGGACGCACAGCGGCGACUUGCUGAGCAGCUCCGUGAUGUAAAAAAUGAACUUGCUGAGGAGAGUUUUAUGAUACAACAAUGCCGAAUUUUUCUCAAACAAAUUUGUCAGCCAUCAUUUCACGUGGUGAAGGGGGUGUCACUAGAACCAGUAGAGCCAAAUAGGCCAGAGCCGACUGGGUUUGUAAUGAUUCCCUUAGUCAUUCUCUUGCAUGGGUAUAGUUUGCUACCAGUAAAAGAGCGAGAAGAUGUUAUUCGACAGUAUGAACACAAGAGUGCUGAGCAAGACGGUCAGUAA
Messenger RNA from Phytomonas sp. Hart1, 1521 nucleotides. The record is from the annotation of a GenBank genome assembly. Lineage: Eukaryota; Euglenozoa; Kinetoplastea; Trypanosomatida; Trypanosomatidae.